Plectropomus leopardus (leopard coralgrouper) is the source of this 2523-nucleotide messenger RNA. NCBI's taxonomy places the organism in Eukaryota, Metazoa, Chordata, Actinopteri, Perciformes, Serranidae. The record is from RefSeq and is a predicted model, not a curated record.
GGGAGGAGCUGAGACAGGUGGACGCUCCUUAACCGAGAGACACACCGAGAGACACACCGAGAGACACGCCGCGAGGAGGAGAGGAGCGCGAGGAAGCUGAAGACAGCCGCAGAUUACAGCAGACGGACGGACAGCGUCCAGAGAUGUCCAACAAAAAGGAAAACAGUCAUGUCAAGAUCACCAGGAGUCAGGCCAACGACCUGGCUGUGGUGAUCUCUCGCAUGCAGGCGAAAGCAGACCAGGUGGAGAAGAACAUCCUGGCGUCAGAGAAGCUGCUGGACGCGGACACAGAGCGUGAUAGGAAGAAGCAGCCUCUGAUCCACCAGAAGGAGAACGCAAACAACCUGGGUGAGGCCGAGGGGCUGCUGAAGGACCUCUUCAUGGACGUUGACAAGGCCAAGCGGCUGCACCACCCGCAGGCCAAAGAGAUCGAGAGAGAUGUUAAAAACCUCCAUGAUCGCUGGGUGAAGGACUGCGGCGUCUACAGGGAGCUGUACUCCCGACCGCUAGUUCUGGACCCCAAACAAAAGAUCGACUGGGGUCCUCUGCUGGAUGAAAAACUGAAACAGCUGAAUGCAGACGGAUACGGCCCCAACCUGACGGAUUUAGAGAAGCAGAUAGCAGCACAUAACAUCCUGCACCAGGAGAUCGAGGCCUACAGCGACCAGCUGCAGCCCAGCACCACCACUUCACCGGAGCAGUACAGCGCCCUCAAAGAGAAAUAUGCCAAACUUUAUGAGAGCUCCCAGCGGAGACGAGCAAACCUGGCCUCUCUGUACGAGUACGUGCAGGGCUGCAGUAAGGAGCUGGUCUACCUGUCGGGCCAGCAGGAGAGGAUCCUCCAGAGAGACUGGAGCGACCGCAUGGCCGACCCCCGAGGCGUCCGCAUGGAGUACGAGCAGCAGCUCGAGAUUAUUGGCAUUCCUUUGCUUUUUUAUUGUAAUUUUACUGGGACUGAACAAACUGUUGAUAUUUUCAGUGAUGUGUCUCUUGCGUUUGUCCCCGUGCAGAAACUGUCCUUCGGGAAGAUCGGCUUCAGUAAGGCGAUGUCCAACAAGUGGAUCAGAGUGGACAAAUCAUCCGAGGGCGGCCCGCGGAUUUUCAGGACUGUGGACAGCAUCGAGGACCAGGUCAGAGAGAAGCUGCUGCAGGUGCAGAACGGAAACACCUCCGAGCUGGAGGAGAAAGAGAAGAACGAGCUGAAGAAGAGGAAGCUGCUCUCUGAAGUGACGGUGAAGUCGUACUGGAUCAGGAAAGGCGGCUCGUUCAGCACCACCGUCACCAAACAGGAGACGGAGCUCACUCCCGAGAUGAUUGCCAAUGGCAGCUGGAAGGAGAAGAAGUUUAAGCCGUAUAACUUCGAGGCGAUGGGCGUGGCUCCUGACUGCGGACACCUGCACCCGCUGCUGAAGGUGCGGACGCAGUUCAGGCAGAUCUUCCUGGAGAUGGGCUUCACAGAAAUGCCGACCAACAACUUCAUCGAGAGCUCUUUCUGGAACUUCGACUCGCUGUUUCAGCCUCAGCAGCACCCGGCCAGAGACGCACACGACACCUUCUUCCUGUCCGACCCGGCACUCGCCCACGGGUUCCCGCAGGACUACCUGGAGAGAGUGAAGAGGGUCCACUCAGAGGGAGGCUACGGCUCGCAGGGGUACAAAUACGACUGGAAGAUCGAGGAGGCUCAGAAGAACAUCCUCCGCACUCACACCACAGCGGUCAGCGCACGCAUGUUGUACAAACUCGCACAACAGGAGAAGUUCACCCCCGUCAAGUAUUUCUCCAUCGACCGCGUGUUCAGGAACGAGACGUUAGACGCCACCCACCUGGCCGAGUUCCACCAGAUUGAGGGCGUGGUCGCCGACUACGGACUCACACUGGGAGACCUGAUGGGCGUCCUGCAUCAGUUCUUCACUAAACUAGGAAUCACCAAACUGCGCUUCAAGCCUGCCUACAACCCGUACACAGAGCCCAGCAUGGAGGUGUUCAGCUACCACGAAGGACUACAGAAGUGGGUUGAAGUGGGAAACUCGGGCGUCUUCAGACCGGAGAUGCUGCUGCCGAUGGGUCUGCCCGAGGACGUGUCUGUGAUAGCCUGGGGACUUUCUCUGGAGAGGCCCACCAUGAUCAAAUACGGCAUCAACAACAUCAGAGAGUUGGUGGGACACAAGGUGAACCUGCAGAUGGUCUACGACGGCCCCAUAUGCCGACUGGAGUCCUGAGGUUCACUUUAUCAUUAUUAUUUUUAUUUUGAAUGGACGCGGCUUACCGUUACCACGGGACACCUCUUUUCUACGUCUCACUCUCUCCAGUCCGAGCACGACCGGUGAAACCAGCUGAGAGCAGUCGACUUAUUUUUCAGCUUUAACACAUAAGACUUCCCUUCUGCUGCCAAACAUCAGUGCGACUAAAAACGGAUUCAUGACAUCAACCUUCCACAGUUUAUACAGAAAAUGACCCACCUGUACAGGAAAGAUACACAUUUUGGAACUUAAAGGUUCAAUAAAAAGCUUUUUUUCCAAAUAA